UUAUGUGCAAAAAGUUCAAAAGCCUUUAAUCCUUAUUUUCAGGUGCUAAUAUAGUUAAAUUCAUGCUUGAUAUAGGCCAAGAGAGUAACAAAGUUAAACCCUUGCAAAACGCAGCUUAAACCCUUUUGCUGCAACACUCAUCGAGUAGAAAGCGAAAAUGGGUAAAGAUGAUCUAUGGGAUGAUUCAGUCCUCAUCAACGCCUUCAACGAUGCUGUAUCCAAGUACAAGAUUAUGCAUAGUAAAGGAGCCAAACUUAGCAGCAAAGAGGAGAAUUUGGCAGCUCUUGAUGACCGAAGCAAUGAGCUUAAAAGCAAUGGGGAGGGAGAUGAUAACAGCAAAGUUGCACCAGAUACCACUACAGAAACGGGGGAUGCAAGCAACCUUCCAUCAGUAAAAGAAAAUUCCUCUUUUGAGGCAGUUCCUCCUGAAAACCAUACUGGUCAACUGAAUGAGCAAAACACCCAGGAUAAGGGCUUAAAGAGCGUCAGUUCACAGAGUUUAGAAGAUUACAACCAGUUACUGUACAAAUAUUAUGAACUUGAGGAUCAAAGGCAAAAGAUUUUGCAGCAACUUAACCAGUUUGGCAUCUGGGGUGAUCAAAAUUCUGGUUCUGCUUCGCAAGAACAUCAAGCUUAUGCAGCCCAGACUUCAUAUCCAGCAGAAUCUUCUUUUUACUGCCCAUAUGGAUGCCAAAGUUGGGUGUCUCCAUGCACCACAUCACCUUGUUGUAUGGGUGGAAAUCAGGAUGACAAACCAUGCGAUGCUUCUUUACAAAGUGUUCAAGAAAAGAAAUCUCCUCAAAACCCUAAUCUGGUUAAUAUAGCAAUGGGAGCUGCAGAAAAAGCACUCUCCUCUUUAAAGCAAGCUUCUAACACGGCUUCACUGAAUUCAUUUGCAAAGCAAGGAAAACAAAUAGAGAUGAACCCUGUUGCAGCAGAGAAAACUGAAGGGUUGGAGACGGAUCUAACGGAAGUGCUGAAUGCAUGGUACUCUGCAGGCUUUUCCACUGGAAAGUAUCUUUCUGAGCAAUCCAACAAGAAAGAUGGUUAACUUUGAACUCUUUGAAAUGGAAAUCAAAUGUUGCUGCUCUGCAGUUACCAUGAAAUAUUGUUCACUUGUCACUGGCUCUUGUAACUUGGAAGCGAUACCGAGUGUGCUGCUGUCAAAUUGACAGAUAUGUUUAGCCAAGAAAAGAAAUCAUGCAUUAAUGUUACCGAGACCUUUCGUAUAGAUGUUGUAUGUACAGCACUUCUGGUAGGUCGAUAUUUAGAAAUAUUGACAUGACGGUUCUUUUUUGGGAUCAUCUCAAGUAUUAGAAAAUUUUGCCUAUC
Molecule: messenger RNA, 1332 nt
Organism: Lycium ferocissimum
Lineage: Eukaryota; Viridiplantae; Streptophyta; Magnoliopsida; Solanales; Solanaceae
Exons: 5
Coding region: 158-1051 (297 amino acids)
Source: RefSeq, a predicted model, not a curated record